UCCAGCAGUAGCGGCGAUAGCUCAGGUCAGUUAGUUCUGUCAGCAGUCGUCCACGCAUCUAUCUAUAUUCCCUUUUCUUAAAUUAGCCACUUUAAGCUUCGCGAUACCGCCCCCAAUAGCAGCCUCGGUACGGAGCCGCCAGGCCGGGACAGAGACGGAGAGAGAGGCCACGGCCAUGGAAGCGCUCGGACCCGGCCCGCCCGCCCCUCCCUCUCUGUUUCAGCCUCCACGGCGUCCCGGCCUCGGCACGGUGGGGAAACCCAUCCGGCUCCUUGCCAACCACUUCCAGGUGCAGAUUCCCAAGAUUGAUGUCUAUCACUAUGAUAUUGACAUCAAGCCUGAGAAACGGCCUCGGAGGGUCAACAGGGAAGUGGUGGACACCAUGGUGCGGCACUUCAAGAUGCAGAUCUUUGGAGACCGACAGCCUGGCUACGACGGGAAGAGGAACAUGUACACAGCACAUCCGCUGCCAAUUGGGAGAGAUAGGGUGGAUCUGGAGGUGACUCUGCCUGGCGAGGGGAAAGAUCAAACGUUCAAGGUGUCAUUGCAGUGGGUGUCUGUGGUCAGUCUUCAGAUGCUGCUGGAAGCCCUGACGGGUCACCUCAACGAGGUCCCGGAAGAUUCGGUUCAGGCUCUGGAUGUCAUCACACGGCAUUUGCCUUCCAUGAGGUAUACUCCUGUGGGGCGUUCGUUUUUCUCCCCUCCGGAGGGCUAUUAUCAUCCUCUGGGUGGAGGCAGGGAGGUGUGGUUUGGUUUCCAUCAGUCUGUCCGUCCUGCCAUGUGGAACAUGAUGCUCAACAUCGACGUGUCGGCCACAGCUUUCUACCGCGCUCAGCCUGUGAUCGAGUUCAUGUGCGAGGUGCUAGACAUACAGAACAUCAACGAACAGACCAAACCACUGACGGACUCGCAGCGCGUCAAAUUCACCAAGGAAAUAAGAGGCUUGAAAGUUGAGGUCACACACUGUGGUCAAAUGAAGAGGAAGUACCGUGUGUGCAAUGUGACACGCCGACCUGCCAGCCACCAGACGUUCCCCUUACAACUUGAGAACGGCCAAGCCAUGGAGUGCACAGUAGCACAGUAUUUCAAGCAGAAGUACAAUCUGCAGCUCAAAUAUCCACAUUUGCCCUGCCUGCAAGUAGGGCAGGAACAGAAGCACACCUACCUUCCCCUGGAGGUCUGUAACAUAGUAGCAGGCCAGCGCUGUAUCAAGAAGCUGACGGACAACCAGACAUCCACCAUGAUCAAAGCUACAGCUCGCUCAGCCCCCGACAGACAGGAAGAGAUCAGCAGACUGGUCAAAAGUAACAGCAUGGUCGGGGGUCCGGACCCUUACCUGAAGGAGUUUGGCAUUGUGGUACACAAUGACAUGACAGAAGUGACAGGGCGUGUUCUCCCAGCGCCCAUGCUACAGUAUGGGGGCCGGGUGAGUACAGACACAGGGCGAGACUGUGGCAGGGGACUCUCUCCGCAGAAUAAAACCGUGGCCACGCCCAACCAGGGCGUGUGGGACAUGAGGGGGAAGCAGUUCUACGCCGGCAUCGAGAUCAAGGUCUGGGCCGUGGCCUGCUUCGCCCCCCAGAAACAGUGUCGAGAGGACCUGCUCAAGAGCUUCACUGACCAGCUGCGAAAGAUCUCCAAAGAUGCUGGGAUGCCCAUUCAAGGCCAGCCAUGUUUCUGUAAAUACGCCCAAGGAGCCGACAGUGUGGAGCCCAUGUUCAAACACCUCAAGAUGUCUUACGUAGGUCUGCAGCUGAUCGUGGUCAUCCUGCCCGGCAAAACACCAGUCUAUGCUGAGGUGAAGCGGGUGGGCGACACCCUCCUUGGCAUGGCCACCCAGUGUGUGCAGGUGAAGAACGUAGUGAAGACGUCCCCUCAGACCCUCUCCAACCUGUGCCUCAAGAUCAACGCCAAGCUGGGAGGCAUCAACAACGUUCUGGUGCCUCAUCAGAGGCCCUCUGUGUUCCAGCAGCCCGUCAUCUUCCUGGGUGCGGACGUCACACAUCCUCCAGCAGGUGACGGGAAGAAGCCGUCCAUCGCGGCGGUGGUGGGCAGCAUGGACGGCCACCCCAGCCGGUACUGCGCCACGGUGCGAGUCCAGACGUCGAGGCAGGACAUCUCCCAGGUUACCACACAGUGCCCUGCUCCUCCAACCAAUCAGGAGCAACUCUUCAGCCAGGAGGUCAUCCAAGAUUUGACCAAUAUGGUGCGAGAGCUGCUCAUCCAGUUCUACAAGUCCACUCGCUUCAAGCCCACUCGAAUCAUCUAUUACCGUGGUGGUGUGUCUGAGGGACAAAUGAAACAGGUGGCGUGGCCGGAGCUGAUAGCCAUCAGGAAGGCCUGUAUCAGUCUGGAGGAGGAUUACCGGCCGGGCAUUACCUACAUUGUGGUUCAGAAACGUCACCAUACUCGUCUCUUCUGCUCUGACAAAGCCGAGAGGGUGGGGAAGAGCGGGAACGUCCCAGCAGGCACCACGGUGGACAGCACCAUCACACACCCGUCCGAGUUCGACUUCUACCUGUGCAGCCAUGCUGGGAUUCAGGGAACCAGUCGUCCGUCCCACUACCACGUCCUGUGGGACGACAACUGUUUCACUGCCGAUGAGCUGCAGCUCCUCACCUACCAGCUGUGCCACACCUACGUCCGCUGCACGCGCUCCGUCUCCAUCCCAGCACCGGCCUACUACGCCAGGCUAGUGGCUUUCCGAGCCCGCUACCACCUGGUGGACAAAGACCAUGACAGUGCUGAAGGAAGCCAUGUGUCGGGCCAGAGUAACGGCCGAGACCCCCUGGCGUUGGCCAAGGCAGUUCAGAUCCACUAUGAUACCCAGCACACCAUGUACUUCGCCUGAGCUAGCGAGCAUGUCAGCCAGUCCACCCGCGGAUUCCCUUUCUUCUUCUUCUGUCUUUUUAAUCUCUUAUUUGCCAGUCUCUCUCUUCUUGUCCCACAUCUCUCUCUUUCUGGUCUUGUCUCUUUCUCUUCACACUCACUCUACAUUUUCUGAAUCUGCACCAAAGCGGCUCUCGGACAGGGGGGGAGGGGGGGUGGGGGGGACCUGCUGUGUCUCAAUAUGUCCAGCAGGUUGUUUUUUUAAUUUCAAGGAACAAUCACCAACCAGCGUUCCCAAUCGAGCCGCCUCUCAAACCAGCAAUCAAGCACUGCAAACCUCGAGGGGUUUCCAAUGCACAAAAGGAGAACGAAAACAAACCAUACACACGUAUACUACAAGUUGAGCCAUUAUUUUUGAGUUUGUUUUUUCUAUGUGAAUGUCUACACUCUUGUGUUUGUAAGAUACACUGAGCACGGGAGUGGACUGGCACAAUGUGUGUCGGUCAGCGCAGCUCUUUAGCUCUCCCAGCUAAGCAGGACUCUUAUCUACUUUUACCUCAAAGCCCCUUUGGGCAAAAUCUGUCAAGUCUUGGGUUUAUUGGGUGGUUGGGAGGGAACUCUACAUGAAAAGAGAUGGAGGGGAGUCGACCUUUUGAGAAUGAUAUAUAUAUUUUUGUUUUCCUUUUUAUGAGUGUGUGUUUGAAACUUUUUCUCCUUUUACGGUCUUUAACAAGCGAGGUGACCUGGGUGUCCAUGCCCAUUACUGUUUUCCUCCCAUCUUAGCGAAGAAGACGCGAGUCUGUACGUGUGCGUGCGCAUCUCUGUAUAUACAUGUACUGCUGUAUGAGUGUGUGUGUGUGUGUGUGUGUGUGUGUGUGUGUGUGUGUGUGUGUGUGUGUGUGUGUGUGUGUGUGUAUGUUUCAUGGCAGGCCACUGAAUUGUAAAGGGAAAUCAAGGAGAUAACUGCUGUAAAUGCCUCAGAUUUGUUGUUUUUUAUAUUCACACAUACAGUACAUAUAAGCAUAUAUUUACAUCUAUAGAGCAACUUUGAGACAUAUGACUUAAACGGGCCUCCUGGAGGCUGCUGUGGGUAUUUGUAGCAGCCCUGGGUCACUUGUUGAUUGGAAUGCUUUGAGUUACAUUUUUCUUUUUUAAACGUUUGGGGAUUUGCACAUUUGGGAGCCGGUUGCUGAUUUUGUGCCUCAAAGUGUCAUUGUAUCCCAGAAAAAGGCAACUAAAUCCAUUUCAAGCAGCAAGUGAAGUCAGGUCUGACUGUGUAGCAGUGGUAACCGUGGUCUGGCCCGAGGCUGGCUCAGCUUCGGGACCUGUUGAAUGGCUGAAGGCAUUAAACGCAGAGUAUGGUCUUUAUCAGCCUUGCUGUCUGUGUCAAAAGCAGGAUCUUAUUUUUCUUUGGACCUGAUUAUCUGAAAGACUAUAUGAUGACACUGCUGGACGUUGCAUUUCAUUUUCUUUGUUUUGUUAUAGAUGUAGUAUCAAGGGCCGGAAACCAACGUAGUUUUUUGAGGUCUCCUUUGCUAAUAUUGGCCAAUUCAUUGCACUGACCCGGGACGCUAGGCAAGCAACAGAGGGCACUCUCAAUCUCUCUUAACUUUAUGCAUUUAUACAUACGAAUCAACAAAGCAGAUUUGUAAAAGUUUAAUAUAAGAUGUUUUGUGGUUAUCUUAAAAACAAACAAAAAAACCCCCCAGUUGUUUAGAAUUAGUAGUUUACCAUGGAUGUUGUUAUCGUUGUCAAUGUUGUUACUAUCGUGAUGAAAUGUUAUGGUCGGCAGCGAAGCCAGUGAUCUAUAGUUACUAGUGCGACUUCAGGAAUAGACAUCAGUUGUUGAGCUGCAGGUUAGGGCGCAGAGCUUUGGGUUUGGACAUUCUUUUGUAGCAUUCUGGCUAACGGUGAGAAGAAGUAGGCCCCCGGGGUGGAUGAAUCCAUGCUUCCUCUGUUGGUUCUGAUGUGCGAGUGAAACGCAGCGGCAGAUUGGAGUUAUUGUGUAGCACUCGGACUGGUAAAUCAGGUCUGCAGCUGUGUACGUCUCUCAGCUGGUAUCGGUUGGUUUUGAUCAGAUAGAUUGAGACAAUCGGGGAUUGUCAUCAGAAUGAACCUAGAUUAAGGGAUUUGUUUAAAAAAAAAAAAACGGUUUGCGAUAGGAAAUGAGUUGAAUUUUUAGACUUUUUAAAAAUGGUUUCUAUUACUCUGUGUAUUUGAAGUAUACCCACCUUAAAGUCUCUGCUAUUUGACGGUGUUUGUCUCAUAUUUUUAUGCAUUUUGAACACUGGAUUAAAUGAAUUGACAAUAAGCAUAAGCACUGCCCAUGGACCCCCUCCCCCCUGUGCAAACUGUCACCAUGGAGGCCAUGGCUCGCUGUGGUGAUGGCUGCACACGUGGUGCCCCCUUCAGUCGCGAUCGGGUGAAGCGUUUUGGAGAACCGGUCGACGUGCACGCCUCAUCAGGAGGGGACCGCUCAGUGAAAACCCUUUUGUAAUAAACCACCCGUAAAGCAGCAGGUUUACUAUGAAUGAGUAUGAGCACCUGCCUGUUGAAGGCGUGGGCGUUGGCAGCGGACAAGAGCAGAGAAGCAGGGUGGUGGAGGAGGAGGAGGAGGAGGAGGAGGGGGGGUAGGGAGGGUGUCGUCCAGGCAUUGCAUGCAAUAAGUUCUAGUCUGUUGAAAAGGGGGGGGGGGGGUGGGGGUCAGUUUUUAAAACGUGCACUAGUUUCACCAAGCCGCGUGGGCUGUGAUUGAACAUUCAUGUGGCAUCUUGGACGGGGAAUAAUUUGUCCUUAAACUCGUCGUCCGAUAGAUGAGCACUCCCUUUGUUUGUAACAUGACAUUGCAAAGCAAUAUUUACCCAGUUGUAAUUUUUCAAAUGUGGAAAAACAAAGCUAUAAUUCUACUCAUUGUGGUUGUUGGUCUCUCACUAUUGUGUAUCUGUACUUUAAUUUGUUGUUUUUUUUCUUUUGUUUUUUUUGCUUGUAUCAAU
Anarrhichthys ocellatus (wolf-eel) is the source of this 5822-nucleotide messenger RNA. It is a transcript of the gene ago4, whose product is annotated as argonaute RISC component 4. The record is from RefSeq and is a predicted model, not a curated record. NCBI's taxonomy places the organism in Eukaryota, Metazoa, Chordata, Actinopteri, Perciformes, Anarhichadidae. Gene Ontology annotation, molecular function: protein binding; RNA binding. The transcript is spliced from 19 exons. Bases 176 to 2851 code for a protein of 891 amino acids.